This is a messenger RNA of Ilex paraguariensis (yerba mate), 312 nucleotides long. Lineage: Eukaryota; Viridiplantae; Streptophyta; Magnoliopsida; Aquifoliales; Aquifoliaceae. The record is from the annotation of a GenBank genome assembly.
AUGAAAUUAUUUCAGCUUUCAAGAUGCAGCCCUUAUGUAUGCUCAAUUCAGAAAAGAAAAUCAGGAAAAUUAUGGAUUUCUUUGUCAAGAAUUAUGCUUUCCAAGAAUCCGAAACUUCUGUCAUUAAGCUUGGAGAAGAGAAUUAUUCCAAGGUGUUCAGUUUUGCAGCUUUUGAUGUCGAAGGAUCUGAUUAAGCGUGAUAUAAGCUUGGCUUAUGCAUUGCAAAUGACUGAACAGAUGUUUUUGAGGAAGUUUGUGAGCAAGUAUCAGCACAUGAUUCCAGAAGUUGUUGGGCACAUCAAGGCAAGAUAA